AUGUACCCGGUGCUGCGGAGUCUCGCUCUUCAGCUGCACUCUGCUGUCACCGGCAGCUACAUCUCUGGGACCCACUCCAUUGCCUUCAUCAACUGUCUCAACGAGCAGGUUGCCAAGGAUAUUGCAAGGGCCAUCAUGGAUAAGAAGCUGGCGGCCAACGUGAACAUCCUGCCGAAGAGCCUGGCCUUGUAUUUCUGGAAAGGAGAACUGGAAGAAUCCACUGAAAUACUGCUGCUAGUGAAAACAAGGACAUCCAAAAUAGGCGAAUUGUCCAACUACGUCAGAUCCAUCCAUCCCUUUGAAAUUCCUGAAAUCAUCAGCCUGCCUAUUGACCAAGGAAACCCUCUCUACCUCAAAUGGAUAGAGGAAAGCGUCCCACGGGACUGA
This is a messenger RNA of Phaethon lepturus (White-tailed tropicbird), 387 nucleotides long. It is a transcript of the gene CUTA, whose product is annotated as cutA divalent cation tolerance homolog (E. coli). Gene Ontology annotation, molecular function: copper ion binding. The transcript has 5 exons. The coding region runs from base 1 to 387 and encodes 128 amino acids. NCBI's taxonomy places the organism in Eukaryota, Metazoa, Chordata, Aves, Phaethontiformes, Phaethontidae. The record is from RefSeq and is a predicted model, not a curated record. Gene Ontology annotation, biological process: response to metal ion.